AUGGCCAUCGAAAACUUUGUUCAACCGUCCAUUCCUCGCUUUGAUGGUCAUUAUGAUCAUUGGAGCAUGUUAAUAGGGAACUUUAUAAGAUCUAAGGAGUAUUCGCAUGUCGUCUCUAAAGGAAUUACGGAACCAGUAGAUAGAACGACAAUGACACAAGCACAAAGAAUGGAGCUAGAAGGGCAGCGGUUGAAAGAUCUCAAGGCAAAGAAUUAUCUUUUCCAAGCAAUUGAUCGCUCAAUCUUAGAAACCAUUCUUUGCAAAGACACUUCGAAACAUAUUUGGGAUUCCAUGAAGAAGAAGUACCAAGGUUUAGCAAGGGCAAAAAGCAGCAACUUCAAGCAUUUCGAGAAAGAGGAGCAAGCUUUGAAGGCCUCAACAGAAAAUCACUCGGCGACAAGAGGAGACAGAGGACGAGGUAGAGGUCGAGACAAAGGCAGAGGAAACAAUGAUCGUGGAAAUCAACAACAACACCAACACCAACACCAAGACAACAAAUUUCAAGGAAGAGGACGAGGUGGCAACCACUCGACUACAUAUAAAUCGAGGUCAAUAGACAAGUCCAAUGUGGAGUGCUACAGAUGUCAUAAGUACGGUCACUAUAAGUUUGAAUGCCGAACUAAUCUGAAUAGACAAGGUGAAGAAAGAACUAACUUUGCAGAAAAAGAAGAAGAGGUGUCUCUUUUGAUGGUGUGUCACGUAAAGGUAGAAACUCUACCAAAUAUGUGGUAUUUAGACACUGGCUGCAGCAACCACAUGUGUGGAGAUAAGAAGGCGUUCUCUGACCUGGACGAAUCUUUUCAUAACACUGUUAAGUUUGGUGACAACUCCACAGUUUCUGUUAUGGGGAAAUGA
This is a messenger RNA of Pistacia vera, 855 nucleotides long. RefSeq lists its product as uncharacterized. NCBI's taxonomy places the organism in Eukaryota, Viridiplantae, Streptophyta, Magnoliopsida, Sapindales, Anacardiaceae. The transcript is spliced from 2 exons. Gene Ontology annotation, molecular function: nucleic acid binding; zinc ion binding. Bases 1 to 855 code for a protein of 284 amino acids. The record is from RefSeq and is a predicted model, not a curated record.